UACAGACGAGUGUCCGUGUCGAGUUUUGCAAUCGCUUCGUUUGAUAAUCAAUCAGUCACCUUGUUUUUUUCUCUCCAAAAUGGACCGGAAGUAGUUCGUGCAAUUUUUGAAUUUCAUAAUCUAAAACAUUAUUAUUAUUUAAUUAAUAAUUAGGAAAAAUUCGUUUAGAUUUUUCAAAAGUGUUCGUAUCCGUUUAAAUUGUGCGCCGGUUAUUUGCGUGACGCAAUUGAGUCGAUGAAUCGAAUUUACCCUACUUUCAGUAAUAGUGAUAAGACUAAGAGAAACGUCUGUCUUGUGGCCUUUUGUUCGUUAUCGUCAUCUUGAUCUUGCUGGGAAUUUUGCUAAAUUGAAUUGAAUAAUAUAGUGUAGUGUGGUGUUAAUGCGAGCUGUUUAGUCUACUCAUCGUUGUGUUCCUUCCUAGAGGAUUCUCAAUUCUGGGCAUUUAUUCCGACAGUUCUACGAGUUCUUUUUGUAUAAUCCAGAGCAACAAAUCGUUUCCAACAUGGUUGAUGAUUGUAAUACUAUGAAAUACGGCGAAUGCAAAGAUGGCCACCUGCACGCGAUCCGCAGUCAAUUUCUGAUUAAUUUGCUAAAUUCGCCGCACGAACCGAUGAGUUACAUGUUCCAUCGCGAGUUCUCAAACAAAGAUCGAGUUUUCGUAGCGGACGUGUUGAAAAUCGCGCUCUUCGAAUGCCCAAAUAAUUUCGUCUACAUGAAUUCUCCAUUCGUAUCGUCUCAAUCGAGUAUAACAGACGAUAACGACUCAUGCAGAGGUACGAUCAACUACAUCGAUGAGAAUCUCAUCACCGCGAUGAAAGCCAAACACGAAGAAAUUCUCAACAAUUUCAAAACCGAGACUGAUAAAAUAAUCGAAAGCUUUAGUCAGAAAUUCAUCGAUUUACACUCGGAAAUGGACAAAGUGAUAGAAAAAGUCAACUCGUGCAAAGAAGAAGUGGCUCGUAUGAAGGAGGAAGUACAAAAACAAGCCAGUACAGUUCAGACGAUCAAAAAAGAGGAAUCGGACAUCGAAGAAAACGACAUUUACGGUAGUUCGGAAACUUUAAACGCCGAAAUCCGAGCCAUCAAACGAGAUAAAAGGAAAUCGUUCAUCGAUUACUUGAAAUCGGCCAAAGGUCUCACCCAACCUAUUAUUUUCCCAGUAGUGUUGAAUGGGUGCUCGGUUAUGGCAGCUCAUGAUCCUCGUGUACCCCAUUCGAUCGUAUCGAUAGAUUUGUUAAGACCCGAAGACCGAUGGGAAGAGGUACCCGAACAUGUUUUCAUGAUACCUUGGAGAAGAAGGAAACUCCAAAGCUGUGACGAAUGUGGCUUCACGACGGUUAAAAUCAAUGGUCAUUCGUUAUCCUUCGAGAUCUUCGUCAGCUCGUACUGGACCCGGAAGGUGUUACUGGGGGCUAAUUUCAGCCAACAGUUUGUGGAUUCUGUGGACGAAGGUAGGAUGAAAAUUCGUCUCUUCGAUGAUAACAACGGCCCGUUCAAUAUUGGUUUCGAGUGGUUCGAAUCGGCCAGAGGUUAUGAAGCAUGAGAGUGAGACAGAUGUUGACUGUUGAGUCUGAGUAAUUUAUAGUUCAUAUUUAAUAAGAUCGAAAUUAUCUAGUUGUUUUUUGUUCAUGUUUUUCUUUUUUUUUACAGAGUGAGGAGUCGAAAUUAAUUUUAGUUUUAAAAUAACUUAUUGCGUGG
This is a messenger RNA of Planococcus citri (citrus mealybug), 1698 nucleotides long. RefSeq lists its product as uncharacterized. The transcript has 2 exons. The record is from RefSeq and is a predicted model, not a curated record. Bases 503 to 1543 code for a protein of 346 amino acids. Lineage: Eukaryota; Metazoa; Arthropoda; Insecta; Hemiptera; Pseudococcidae.